Molecule: messenger RNA, 807 nt
Organism: Trichosporon asahii var. asahii CBS 2479
Lineage: Eukaryota; Fungi; Basidiomycota; Tremellomycetes; Trichosporonales; Trichosporonaceae
Product: regulatory protein cys-3
Exons: 1
Coding region: 1-807 (268 amino acids)
Biological process (GO): regulation of transcription by RNA polymerase II
Cellular component (GO): nucleus
Molecular function (GO): DNA-binding transcription activator activity, RNA polymerase II-specific; RNA polymerase II transcription regulatory region sequence-specific DNA binding
Source: RefSeq, a predicted model, not a curated record
AUGUACUCCGACCUUCCUCCCCAUCUCCAGACGCUGAACGCGAUCCCCUCCAGCUCUUCGCCGCCCUCGACGGCCCUCAACGCUGAGCAGGAGGAGGCCUUCUGGUCCUUCCUUAACACGGACGAGCUCUUCGCCAACAUCGGUGUCGCCCCUCAGGCUUUCGAGGCCAAGCUUGCCAGCGAGCAGGCUCAGCAGCAGCAGCAGCAGAUCAAGGAGUCGCCCGCCGCGUCUACCCCCGCCACCACCACUGCCGCCAAGGAGUCUCCUGCUUCCACCGACAAGCCGACGACGCUUGAGUCCUUCCUCGCCAACUUUGCCGACGAGCCCCCCAUCCUCCCGAACAACUACCUGCUCAACCUCACGAACCAGUACAACGCUGCCGCGUCCACUUCGACGAGUACGCCCGCCGCUGAGUCCGUUGCCCCCGAGACCCCCGCCACUCCUUCCCUUCGCGUCGGACAAACCGGCGAGCGCAUCACCGGUGCCAAGCGUCUGAAGCAGAUGGGUGCCCCGCCCGCCGAGAUCGAGGAGGACAAGCGCCGCCGGAAUACGGAGGCGUCUGCCCGUUUCCGCGCCAAGAAGAAGGAGCGUGAGCAGGCUCUGGAGCGCCGCGCGAAGGAGCUCGAGGCGCAGGUCGCCAACCUGACGUCGGAGAAGGCAUCGCUCGAGAAGGAGAACUCUCUGCUCAAGUUCAUUCUCGUCAACGGAGGACAAGGACAGAACAACAACAGCACGCCGCUCAAGACGCCCGAGGCGCUCCAGGCCGCGCUCGCCUCUCUCGGCAAGCGCAAGACGCGCGAUGAGUAA